UUUAGACCACUAUGCAUGUUCUUCCUCUUCUCUCAAAUCUCAAUACUCAGCGCAUAUAGUUAGAUAUACAUCCAUCUUCUCACCUCUCUCAUCUAAUCUAAUCUAAUCCAACAUGAAAGACGCCGUAAUUAGUAAUUUGGUAGAAUGGAUGACACCAAACCUAUUUGGUGUAUACAUGAGAUAUGGGACUGGGGUGUCAAACAAGCUCGAGAAGCUGAUAGAUGAAAUCAAAAAAGUAAAGGCAUAUCUUGCCGACGUCUCCGGGCAGGUGGAGCAGUUGAGAGAAAUGGAUUUGGAGAGGCAGCUGAAAGAGGUGGAUUAUGACGUUUCAGACGCCAUUGAAUCUUCAUUGUCUCUAAGAGUGGCCGCCCUGGCCAAGAAUAUAUGCUUCCGGCUACUACUGAUUAAUCAGCUUGAUGAGGCACUAGAGUGGUCGCUCCACUCCAUUAAAACUCGAAAGUUAGAUCCCAUCACUAACAGGAUCGAAGCAUACAAAGAUCUGGGAACCCAACAAACAAAAUCUAAGGAAACGACUAAGGUUGAGCCGCCGCCGCCGCCGCCACCAAAGAAGUUUGUUGGUUUCAAAGAUGAGGCAGACACCUUAAUCAGCUGUCUUAUGAAAGAAUCGGAGACACUCGAUGUUAUCGCUAUCACAGGCAUGCAUGGCAUAGGCAAGACAACGCUGGCCUCCAAGAUUUACCACGACAACAGAAUCCGUGAGGAGUUCCCCACCCUCCUUUGGGUUGAUGACGGAGCUGUUCCCUCCCGCCCGAAUAAGGAUCUGUUUCUCGACAUUCUAAAUCAAUGCAAGAAUAGUGGUUCCUGGAAAGCUGAUACUUCUGAUCAAGCGUCCUGCAGCAACUGCAUGGAUUCCUCAAUUGGGAUUCCCAAUGAUCUCUCUUAUCUACCCGACGAUAUGUUGAUGUUGAUGGCCACAGUUAAAGACUCUCUCAUGAAGAGCAAAUAUUUGCUAAUUCUGGAUGGUUUAUGGGAUACUGAAAGGUGGGAGAGAGUCAUGCACAUGUUUCCGGCAACUGGCAAAGUCUUGAUAACCAGUUGCUACAAUUAUGUCUCCACAAAGCCUCACGUGCUGCGUUUCCUGACCCAGGAGGAGAGUUGGGAACUACUCCAGUUGGAGGUUUUUGGUGAGCUUGGCAAGUGCCCGGAUACGCUCAAGUCUGCUGGGGAGCGUAUAGCUCGAGAGUGUGAUGGAUCGCCUCUUGCAGUAGAAGCAGCUGGAAAUAGUCUAGUGGUCUCGUCCUCUCCAGAAGCAGCCAAGAAUCUCACGGAGAAGUGGUGGGAGGCCGUGUCUGAGAAUGUCUCGAUGUAUGUUGCAGACUACGGUGCUCAGCAACGCGUUCUUAAACGCGUAGAGUUGAGUUACUAUAGAUUGUCUCAUUUUUUGCGAGAAUGCUUCCUUUAUUUGGGAGUGUUUCCCGAAGGUCGUGAGAUCCGUGUUCAGACAUUGGUUCGUUUGUGGAUGGCAGAAGGACUUCUGCCUGACCAGGAACUCAUCUUGAAUAUGCGCGAAACCGCAGAUAGAUGUUUGCGGUACCUUGCAGACAUAAACUUAGUCAUGGUUGUUAAAAGAUACCAUGACGGCCAGAUUAAGACAUGCCGUCUACAUAAGCUUAUGCACGCAUUCUGCAAAUAUAGAGCUCAUGAGAAAGAUCUCUACCAACACAUCAAAAUAACAGAAGAUCGUCCAAUUUCCCUCACACCAAAUAGUCGUCUCUGUAUUGACUCUGAUAUCUCCAAAUUCCUUUCUCGUAAACCAAUGGAACCAAGUGUACGUUCUAUUCUAUGUUUCAACGAGGAAGAGAAAGUUGAAAGUUCAAGAAUCCAUAAACGGUUCAAGUUGCUCAGGGUUAUGGAGUGCAGCAACGUCAAUUUCACCAGAUUUCCCAAAAAGUUGAACAAGCUUAUCCAUUUGAGGUACAUCUCACUAUCUUGUGAUGAGAUUUCCGAAAUACCCGAAAACAUAGCUACGCUAUGCUACCUAGAAACUUUGGUGGUGGACACUCGGGCGUCUUCUCUUCUAUUCAAAGCUAAUAAAUGGAGGAUGUUUAAGCUUCAGCAUUUGGUGACAAAAGCAGCCAUUGUUUUAGCCGUACCAAGGGAAGGUGAAGUGUCUAAAUAUCUUCGGACACUGACUAGAUUGGCACCUUCAUGUUGCAACAAGGAAGUGUUCCGAGUGGCCCCUAACCUAAAGACAUUGGGGAUUCGAGGGCACUUAGCCACUCUUGCAGAACCCAGAUCCAUGAUAAAACUGAACCAUCUUGAAAACUUGAAGCUGAUAAAUGAAUCCGCAGUUGAUUGUCAGUUGAAUCUUAACUGCAUCCCACGAACUCUCGGGAGUCUCACACUUUCAGGUACACACUUGAAAUGGGAGUGCAUGUCUAAAUUGGGAAUGAUUUAUUGCCUCAAGACCCUUAAGUUGAUAAACAAUGCAUUCACUGGAGAGUCCUUGACUAGUACACGUGCUGAUGGUUUUGGUCGUCUAAGCUUCUUGCUGAUCGACACCACGGAUUUAGUCUCCUGGGAAGCCUCACCUGAUUGUCUUCCUAGUCUUAAGCAUCUUGUGCUUAAAAACUGUGUGAACCUCCAGAAAGUUCCAUCAUCUCUAGAGAAAUGCCUUGACAUAUCUGAUGUAGGGAACAUACCUAGUGUGGCCCUAAGCCCAACAACAGCAACAAGGCCACCAAGUCAAAUCCAGCGUGACCCAAGCCACGACAUGAACCCAUAGUGACCUCAAGGCCGAGACAUAUUGGAGCUCGGCCAGCCAAGUUCCACGAUUAUUAUGACAAGGUCAUGAUCAUGUUUAUCUUCAUGAUAUGAUUUAUUUACGCAUCUUUUAUCGAGUCUUUUUUUAUUAAGUAAUGUAUCGACUAUCGAGUGAAGUUUAUAAGUUCUCUCUUGGGUUUUCUUUGUUGGUUCUUUCCCGAGUCA
Messenger RNA from Salvia hispanica, 2949 nucleotides. RefSeq names its product putative late blight resistance protein homolog R1A-10. The record is from RefSeq and is a predicted model, not a curated record. Gene Ontology annotation, biological process: defense response to other organism. NCBI's taxonomy places the organism in Eukaryota, Viridiplantae, Streptophyta, Magnoliopsida, Lamiales, Lamiaceae. Gene Ontology annotation, molecular function: ADP binding.